AUGCAUCUCAAGCAGGCGUUGUUGACUGCCUUUGCAGUGUCUGGUCUAUCAUACGCAAAUUCAGUCAAUCAUCGGGCAGAAUGUAAAUGUGGGCCGACGGACGAGUGCUGGCCAUCUACUGCAAAGUGGGCAGCGUUAAAUAACACCGUCGAUGGACGCCUUAUCAAGACUAUUCCCAUUGGAAGUGUUUGUCAUAACACUACUAUUGUUGACUCUGUCGAGAUAAAUACGUUCGAUGCGGAAAAAUGUGCUGAAGUCCAAGCCAAUUGGCAUUUCCCACAGUGGCAUGAGCUGUCAUCAAGCUCAAUCAUGACACCCUGGUGGUCGAAUAAUUCAUGCAAUCCGUUUGAGCCGACUGAAUCUAUAUGCAAUAUGGGAACUUAUGUCAACUAUGCAGUAAACGUGUCGACAGUCGCGCAUGUGCAAGCCGCUAUCGCGUUUGCCAGGCAACAUAACAUCCGCUUCGUAAUUCGUAAUACUGGUCACGAUUACAUGGGCAAAUCUACUGGCUACGGCUCACUCGCCAUCUGGACCCACCAUGUCAAAGGCAUGGAACUGAUCGCAAAUUACAACACGUCUUAUUACAGUGGACCUGCUGUAAAGGGCUACGCUGGAACCAUAGUCAACGAGCUCUAUUCGUUCACAGCCGAGCAUGGGUACCUGUCGGUUGGUGGAGAAUGCCCUACAGUCGGUUGGGCUGGAGGUUACACGAGCGGAGGUGGACAUUCUGCUCUCAGUUCAUGGAAGGGGCUUGCAGCUGAUCAGACUUUGGAAUUUGAGGUGAUCCUUGCCAAUGGAGACUUCAUCACUGCGUCUCGCACUAACAAUUCUGACCUCUGGUGGGCACUCUCUGGCGGAGGACCUGGAAACUAUGCUGUCGUUUGGUCAAUGACUGCUAAAAUCUUUCCUGACGUGCACGUCACAUCCGCGGUUAUCACAGCACCUCAGGGAACCAUUAGCAACGAUACAUUCUGGGACUUCAUCAGCUUUUACCACACCCUUGUACCUUCCUAUGUCGAUGCAGGCGCUUAUGCUUAUGCAUUCUAUAACGUCGGGUAUUUCCAGCUUUGGCCCCUCUUCGUACCUAACAAGACGACCGAAGAAGUUAACGAUUUGGUUGCACCCCUCACCGCGAAGCUCGCCGAGCUUGGAUUCAACUUUACCUCCUCAAUCGACACCUACCCCACCUUCAAACAAGCCUACGACGCAUCGUUUGGUGCAAUCAACACCGGCGAAUUCCAGUUCGGUGGACGUCUUAUUCCGCGAUCAACCCUUCUCACCAAUGGAACGGCACUAACAAAUACUGUUCGCCACAUUGCUGAAGGUGGUGCUGCCAUCAUCGAAGUCGGCAUUGCGCCAUCGGAAGCCGUCGGCGGAAAUCCAGGAAACUCUGUCCUACCUGCUUGGCGCGACAGCGUCAUGUAUAUCAUUCCCGCUGCCCCGUGGUACGAUGCUGCAGGGUCUCUUGAAAAGAACAUCGCAGUCCGCAAAACUAUUACUUAUGACUGGGACGAGAAGCUGCGGCAACUGGCUCCGAACUCCGGCGCCUACAUGUCUGAAGCGGACGGCGACAACCCAAAGUGGAAAGAGGACUGGUACGGCGCUAAUUACGUGAGCUUACUGAAGAUUAAGGCCAAGUACGACAAGGACAAGUUUUUCUACGCAGAGAAAGCGGUAGGAAGCGAAUACUGGUCGGUCGAUGUGGAUGGCAAGAUGUGUCGUGCGAAGACCCCCGGAAUUAACAAGUAA
Psilocybe cubensis is the source of this 1749-nucleotide messenger RNA. RefSeq lists its product as uncharacterized. Gene Ontology annotation, molecular function: FAD binding; oxidoreductase activity. NCBI's taxonomy places the organism in Eukaryota, Fungi, Basidiomycota, Agaricomycetes, Agaricales, Agrocybaceae. The record is from RefSeq and is a predicted model, not a curated record. The transcript has 2 exons. Bases 1 to 1749 code for a protein of 582 amino acids.